GUCACCUUCUCAGCACUUCAAUGAGGACAGAUACUCUCCUGCAUCAAGGAGUAUGAAGGGUCUAUCUGGCAGCCGAACUCAGCCACAGCUAAGUUCAGGACACACUUGUGGCUUAGCGGAAUGUGAACAUUCCCACGACCAUAUCCACCAUGGGCAGGACUCGAGGCAAUCAUAUUUACUUAGUCCUACGGACAGCUGCCAAAUGGACCACCAUCGCUGCUCGCCUCGUAGCUCCGUCCACUCAGAUUGCAUGACGAUGCCUGUGAUGAUGGCAGACCACAUCUCAAGCAGCACUUUCCCGAGAAUGCACUACAGCUCUCAUUAUGACACCAGGGAUGACUGUGCCGUAUCACACGCCGACAGCAAGAUCAACCGAAUCCCAGCCAACCUCUUGGAUCAGUUUGAAAAGCAGCUGCCACUGCACAGAGAUGGCUUCCACACCCUGCAGUACCAGAGGACAUCCACCACAGAGCAGCGCAGUGAAAGCCCUGGAAGAAUACGGCACCUUGUCCACUCAGUCCAAAAACUUUUUACUAAGUCUCACUCUUUGGAAGGGUCUUCAAAAAGUAAUAUGAAUGGAACUAAGGGAGACAGCAGAAGUGACAGCCACCAUCACGGUCACCACUCGAAACAUAGUAAAAGGAGUAAAAGUAAGGAGAGAAAGCCAGACUCCAAGCAUAGAUCAGGGAUGGGCUGGUGGAGCUCUGAUGACAACUUGGAUAGUGACAGCACUUACAGAACACCAAGUGUCAUGAGUAGGCAUCACAUUGACCAUAUCAGCCAAUGUUACCCGGAAUCUAUGCAAGGCCACUUUGGAGACUUUACCCUAAAGACUUCAAAAAGCAACAAUGACGUUAAAUGUUCAGCCUGUGAAGGGCUGGCCAUGGCGCCUGAAGGAAAGUUCAUGAAAAGGAGCUCAUGGUCAACUCUAACUGUGAGCCAAGCCAAGGAGGCUUAUCGCAAGUCAUCACUAAAUCUGGAAAAGCCAAUGAUGCAUCAGGAUAUUAAACCAUCCCUGAGGCCAUGCCAUUACCUACAGGUGCCUCAAGAUGAGUGGGGAGGGUACCCAGGGAUUAACAAAGAUGACGAGAUCCCCUGCAGGAGGAUGAGGAGUGGAAGUUAUAUCAAAGCCAUGGGAGACGAUGAAAGUGGAGAGUCUGACACCAGCCCUAAAGCAUCACCAAAGGCAGCCAUUCGACCAGAUUCCCUUGUCAAAUCUACGGGGCAGCGACCACAUGGAGACCACCAAAUCCAGACCUACCACCUGCAUGCUGCGAGAGAUAUGCAUCCCAGUGUCAGCUUGGAUCCUGCAGCCAACUAUAACUCCCCCAAGUUCCGUUCCAGAAAUCAGAGCUACAUGAGAGCAGUGAGCACCCUCAGUCAGGCAAGCUGUGUUAGUCAGGUGAGUGAGACUGAGAUCAAUGGCCAGUUUGAAUCAGUUUGCGAGUCCGUUUUUAGUGAAGUAGAAUCUCAGGCUAUGGAUGCCUUGGACCUGCCUGGCUGUUUCCGCACUCGAAGCCACAGUUACCUGCGUGCUAUUCAGGCUGGUUACUCCCAGGAUGAUGACUGCAUACCUUCAAUGACAUCUUCCACAGUCACCUCAACUAUCAGAUCCACAACAGGGAUCCAGUUUCGCCUUCCAUCUGCCGUGGAUCCGGCACCACAAUCUCCAGCAGUAACAUAUACCACCAGUUACAAAAAAGCACCACCCCCCGUCCCUCCACGUACCACCUCCAAGCCGCUCAUUUCAGUCACAGCCCAAAGCAGUACGGAAUCCACCCAAGAUGCUUACCAUGACAGCAGGCAUCAAAGGGGGGGACUGUGGCCUCUUGACAUCCGGGGCAUGUACAACUCUACUGACAGUCUAGACAGCACCAAAGCAGUAACUCUCGCUAUGGAGACGGCAUCCGGCAAGCGACAUGCAUCUACUGACAGCCACAGCUCCGUUCUCACCAGCGACAAGGGCAUCCUGGUGAAAAAGGGAGACGAAUUUUUGAAGAGUCUGAGAUCCUCCAUAGGGAUUCAGGUGGAAACAGCGACUGAUUCUGAAUCUGAAGGCAGAGGCCCACGGGAAUACCAUUCAGUCGGAGUGCAAGUGGAAGACAAAAAACGACAUGGGAGAUUCAAGCGCUCAAACAGCGUCACUGCUGCUGUUCAGGCUGAUCUGGAACUAGAAGGUUUCCCCGGCCACGUCACCAUGGAGGACAAGGGCCUUCAAUUUGGAGGCUCUUUUCAACAGCACUCUGAGCCCAGCACCCCCACUCAGUACGGUGCAGUCCGGACUGUAAGGACCCAGGGCCUCUUCAGUUACAGGGAGGACUAUCGGGCUCCUGUUGAGCCCCCCAGCCCUCAGCCUGAACCAUGGCUUGUGGAGUCGCCUCGCGAGGUGGUAGAAACAGGCAGGGUGUCUCCCUGUCGACUUGAUGGAAGCUGGUUCAUGCAGCUGUUACAUGCUGAGACCAAGAGGAUGGAAGGCUGGUGCAAAGAGAUGGAGAGAGAAGCAGAAGAAAAUGAUCUCUCAGAAGAAAUCCUAGGUGAAAUCCGGAGUGCAGUUGGAAGUGCUCAGCUCCUCAUGUCUCAGAAAUUCCAGCAGUUUUACUGGCUCUGUCAGCAGAACCUGGACCCCAGUGCGAUGCCUAGGCCCACCUCUCAAGACCUGGCAGGAUUCUGGGAUCUUUUACAGCUUUCCAUUGAAGAUGUCAGCAUGAAGUUUGCUGAGCUGCACCAGAUAAAGAACAAUGGCUGGAGGCUCAUUGAAACUCCAGAAAAGAAGGAGGAAAAGAAAACCCCAGCUCCCUUACCAAAGAAGCCCCCAAAAGGAAAACUUGCUGUCACACGAGAAAGGUCCCUGGACCUGCCAGACAGACAGCGACAGGAAGCCAGAAAACGACUUAUGGCUGCCAAGAGGGCGGCUUCCUUUCGUCAGAAUUCAACUACAGAGCGAGCCGACAGCAUUGAGAUUUAUAUCCCAGAGGCCCAGACCAGACUUUAAGACAUAGAAUGCUUCGGAAUGUUCAGUUUGUUAUCCAUGUUCAACAUUUUUUUUUGCAUGCAUCAUUUUAUAUCUACAUUUGGUGUUCAUUGUGUCAUCAACACAACACCUUCCACAUAAUUUGUUUCUCAGUAAAAAAAAGGACCCUUUUUUUUACCUUGGUUGUCUCUCAAAAUUAAUUAGAGUCUCUUCAAUAAUAAAAUUGCUUCGGAAUGACCAUAUCACUCAACACAAAAUGUACCUAGGGGGUUGUCCAGCUAUUUCAAGUUUUUCAAGGUUUCUCACAAAGUGCAACUUUUUAUAAAUCCACCAGCAAAAUCAGUCUUUGGCUAAAGCGUAAGGGUGAAAGCGCAAACCAGUUUGUAGUUCAAGGGUAGUCAGAACUGAUGACUCUCUUCACAUAAUUUAAUCAGGGUUUUUUUAAGGGUAUUAUAAAAAUGUAUUGGCUGCUUGAUCGUUGGAUUACUGAACUGACACAUGAGUCACGUUCUGAUUGUCUUAUUAGAACACUGCAUAAUUAGCACAACAAUGCUGAUGUUUAAAUACCUCAAUAAUUAAUUACAUCAUUUAAAGCUGAGUGGGUCGUCAUCAUUUCUGAAAUCACCUUUGGUUAUCACUCUGUAUGCUCUGCUUUGUAAAGGUUGAAAAUAAUGGAUUACCCCCACCCCCUUCUUCCCAAGAGAUGAAGCAGGCUCUACAAAUGGAAUUCCCAGUGCUGCAUCUACGGGAAAAAAAGAAAUGUGCCAACUAAUACACAAACAGCCAAACACUGUCAUCCAGCUUUAUCGUCUUGUUAAUUGCAGAGAAACAUUAUUCUGUGCCAUCAUUUCAAACAUAAAAUGUGAUUGUGCCAACUAGAAAAAAAAGAAAGAAAUGGAGAGCUUAUUUAUCAAUCAAUGCAUUUUAUCUGUAGGUAUGCUGUAUGUUGUACAUCGCUUAGUUAG
Molecule: messenger RNA, 3936 nt
Organism: Polyodon spathula (Mississippi paddlefish)
Lineage: Eukaryota; Metazoa; Chordata; Actinopteri; Acipenseriformes; Polyodontidae
Product: disks large-associated protein 2-like
Exons: 11
Coding region: 53-2992 (979 amino acids)
Biological process (GO): signaling
Cellular component (GO): glutamatergic synapse; postsynaptic specialization
Molecular function (GO): molecular adaptor activity
Source: RefSeq, a predicted model, not a curated record